Closterium sp. NIES-67 is the source of this 4208-nucleotide messenger RNA. The record is from the annotation of a GenBank genome assembly. Lineage: Eukaryota; Viridiplantae; Streptophyta; Zygnematophyceae; Desmidiales; Closteriaceae.
ACAUCCAUGGUUGGUCAGUCCGUCUGAUUCCACUACCCGAACCUGAUGAUCAAGUCUAAGAUUCAGCGUGCCAUACGCGGCUCGUGCGUUUAAGCUCGCGUCGUGGUACAAACUCGUAUCUCUUUUGCGGACAUGUCUCCCGUCUACGUCCACUAGCGAUCGCAUGAGCCAUUAGGCACUCGAUCAGUUGUAGCUUCUUAGCGUGUACUGGGAGAGGCUUAGAAGAUUCUCAGUCAUACGGCUAACGCAACGAGACGAGGCGCUUAGAUAUAAAGGAACCUCCUUGGAAACAUGCUGAGCAAUGCGUUUUCAUCGAAAGAGGCUGUAAGGAGGAAUCGAAUCUCUUGAUCAGGAGCCGUUCAGAUCCAAGGAGUUGGUUUGACAGCGCCAGUGCCUUACUGUUUUACAUAUUCCUUUUUCAGACGUAAAGGAAGUACAAAUUCCUUUCGCUCGCUGUUUUUUCACAGUCAGUCUUGCACGGACUCUUCGCUGUACUCUGCCGCGUCGUGCUUCUUAGAGUCGCGUUUGCCUGUUAGCUGUGCCUGGCCGCGUCGCCGUCGCAUGUGCGAUGCUGUCCGACGAGAGUUCCAUCGGCGAAGGCGUCGCACGGCUGAAUCGAUGGCACCUGGGUCCCGGCACAUCAAGGGUUCAGCAGCAGUCGCACGCGCCGCUGCACGCGUUCUACAUCCUCGGACGGUCGCUCCGCGUGCUGGCCGUGUUCGUGGCGUACCGCUUCCUGGUGGAGUCGGACGUGUCGGUGGUGCUCUUCUGCUUCUUCUCGCUCCUCGGCGCCGCGCUGCUCUUCUUCUUCCUCCAACGGCCCUGGAAGGGCAAACGCCUCACCAACACCCAGUGGGGCAUUUCGGUCAUGAAUGGAGGCGUGCUUGCGCUCGCUGUUGUCACGUGGGCGUACGGACUGAAGCAGUGCGGCCCUCUAAGGUCGGUGAUGGCGGAGUACUCUGGAGCGGUGGUUGCCACCAUUUCCACCAUGAUAUUUGGGCGGAGAGGACACCGCGUGCUCAAGCUGUACGGUGCGAUUGCAAUGCUGGCAGCGUUCUAUCUCCUUGCCUCGGGAAUACCGCUCGGUCCCACCCUUCCUCCAGACUUCCCUCCGUCCGCCAGCACCCUCCCCUUGGACAGCACCGCUGCCACAGCUACCGCCACAGGCGCCGACAGCAGCACUGGCAGCACAGGCAGCAGCAGCGCGGGUGUAGCAGGGGUAGCAGGGAGUGGAGCAGCAGCAGGGGAGGGAGGAGGGGGGUUGCUGCCGUGGCAGGUUGCAGGAAUGUCCGGGAUUGGGAUGGUGGAAGCAGCAGGGGGGAAUCCGCUGACUGCCAUGCUGCUGCCUGUGGCUGCUGGGGUUCUUUUUGCUCUGAGAAGGUUGCUCGCUCGACUUGGAAAGUCGCAGCAGAAGAAGCGCCUGCAUGCAGUCACAGCAGUGUCCUCCGUCUUCUUCCUUCUGCCUAUCGCCAUCUUCCAGCUCAGCGGGGGAGCCCAAGCCAUGGACUUAGAGGCAGGGGGUCGGCCAAUGCAGGUGUAUGCAGUGGUGAUACUGGCGGGGCUGGUGUUCUCCUUCUAUGUCGACACGCUGGCGGAAGACAAGCUGCGCAUCGGCCCCUCGUCUCUGAAGCACCUGCUCGUGACAUCUGUCGCUGUGGUGGUGCUGCUGCUCCUCUACCGCUUUCACUUCAGCCCGCUCUCCUUCGUCCUCGUUGGCCUGCUGCUUGCUGCUGGCCUGCAUUGGUCCACAGCCAUCGAGCGGUCCAAGUCAAUGGGGCCUCUGGCGGACGAUGGGGUAGCAGCCAAGGAGCGACGCAGAACUGCCGCUCUAGCAAUGUUGCAGCCCUGCCGCAUUGCACAUAGAUUCUUUCUCCUCAUCAACGCAGCGUUUAUGAUUGUCGAGUUCUCCGUGGGCUUCCUCUCCAACAGCCUGGGUCUCAUCUCGGAUGCGUGCCACAUGCUCUUUGACUGCGCUGCUCUCGCCAUCGGUCUCUACGCCUCCUACAUCUCUCGCCUUGACUCCCCUUCCAAGUUCGCCUACGGCUACGGCCGCUUUGAGGUGCUGUCAGGCUUUGUGAAUGCCGUCUUCCUCGUGCUCAUCGCAGCACUCAUCGUCUUUGAGUCCAUUGAAAGAAUCCUGGACCCGCCCGACAUAUCGACGGCCAACCUGCUGGCGGUGUCGGUGGGGGGGCUGGUGGUGAACAUGGUGGGGCUCGUGUUCUUCCAUGAGGCGCACCACCACGCGCAUGGGGGGUCCUGCUCGCACUCCCAUGCCCAUGACCACUCUCAUUCGCAUGCCCAUGACCACUCCCAUGACCACUCUCAUCAUGCCCAUGACCAUGCCCAUGACCAUGCCCAUGACCAUGCCCAUGACCAUGCCCAUGACCACGCCCGUGAGCACAAGCAUGAGCAUGCGGGGCCAUGCUCCCACAAGCACCAUGACCAUGACCAUCAUCAUGCGCAUCAACACAACCAUGACCAUGAGCAGCAUAGCCACCAGCACGACCAGCAUAAACCCCAUAAACACCAUGAUGACAUGCAUGGGUGCGACCAUAACCAUGAUGAUGACCAUCACGGUCACAAAGACUGCUCACAUGGGCGAGGGAAUAGCCAUCACCAUGCGCAUGGGAACGGGCAUGUGCAUGGGCAUGAGGGGGAGUGCGCCGCAGGGGAGGGGGGGUGGGAGCAAGAGAAGUGGGAAGAUGCCAGGAGCAGCAGCACUACUAGAUCAGUCUUACAGUCGCCAACCUCGUUCCCGUUAUCAUCACCUUCGGUAGUGUCACCAUCGCUACCAUCAUCAGGGGCAGAGAAACUUUUGGCUGUGCACAAGGCGAGGAGGAGAAUAGGGCAGGGAGAAGAAAACUUGCAGGCGCUGCCCGUGCGGCUGGAUUUUGAGGAGUGGGCAGGAGAAAGCAUUUCAGACGGGGAAGAGAAUGGGCAUAGACAUGAACAUGAGGAUGGGGAUGAGCAUGGGCCUGGGCAUGGGGAUAGACAUGGGCAUGGGCAUGAGCACCAUCAUCAUCAUUCGGAUGUGAAUGAGCUAGAGCAUGGGCACGAGCAUGAGCAUGGAGGCAUGCAUCAUGACGCAUCUUGCUCGUCACUGACCAUGGAUGUGCGCGAUGGGGGAGGGGAUGGGGAUGGCGGGGGGGCGUGUGUGCAAGAGGUGCUCACAUCCGGCAAUCCCCAUGUGGACCACAACAUGCAUGGCAUCUUCCUGCACGUGUUGGCGGACACACUGGGCAGUGUGGGGGUGGUGAUAUCGACCCUUCUCAUCAAGUACAAGGGCUGGAUGCUCACAGACCCGGCCUGCUCCAUAUUCAUAUCGGCUCUCAUCAUCACCACCGUCAUCCCUCUGCUGCAAAACUCUGCCGAAAUCAUUCUCCAAAGAGUGCCCCGGGCAGCUGAGCAGCAGAUCUCAGCUGCCUUGAAAAAGGUUGAGUCGAUGGCAGGAGUGGUGGCAGUGCAGCAGAGGCACUUCUGGUCCUUCACUCCCAAGAUGCUAGUGGGCAGCAUCCACGUGCUCAUCUCAGGGGAUACUCUCAAACAUAGAGCUAAGGAGGCGGGUGCAUUGGCGCGGAAUGGAGAUGCUUAUAGCGAGUACGGGAGCAAGCAGCAGCGGCUGGAGGAGGUUCAGCAGCUGCGGCAGUCGCUGAGGCGGCGAGUCUCGGACGUGUUCCGAUCGGUCGGCAUCUCAAACUUGACUGUGCAGGUUGAAGAAACAUCGGCCCACCAUCGUCACCAUCGGCAGCAGCAGCACCACCCCCAUCACCACCAACAUUACCAUCCCCAUGGUGCACCGUUCCACACCCCCUCUCAGGCAUUCUCCCCUUCUGUUCCACAAUAAGCACCCAUCCAGCGCGCUUGCACAUCAACCACCGUGCAGGGCAUGGUUCUGCAAUGUGCUCGGGGGACUCGUAACACCAGGGAUCCCAGACCCAAGCUGGUACUAUUAUUGGUCCAAUGUCACGAAUGUUAGACGUGGCAACUUCAAGUCCAGCGUGCUGGCGAGUGCUGGGAAGGGAAAGCUUUGGCAUUUGUUCUGCCCUUCACUUCUCAACUGACUCUGUUUUGCACAACGCAGUUCCUGUCUCUGGUUGACAACUCGUCCCGAACCAACACAUGGCCACAACUCACGGCAACAGCAAUUUGGCUUAUCAUCAGCUACCUGUUCGCCUAGUGUCUGUCUGUGUUUCGAACUUGCCAUUCAA